Molecule: messenger RNA, 702 nt
Organism: Westerdykella ornata
Lineage: Eukaryota; Fungi; Ascomycota; Dothideomycetes; Pleosporales; Sporormiaceae
Exons: 1
Coding region: 1-702 (233 amino acids)
Source: RefSeq, a predicted model, not a curated record
AUGACCUCACCAUCGUUUUUUGAUCGUCUCGUGUACGAUGUGCGCGUCGUCAUCUACGAACACAUGGACCUUCCUCCCCUCGGUGACGGCAAGGAUUUCUCUGGGUUGUGGCUCUCAUGUCGCCAGGCGAAGAAGGAAUUGGAGGCGGCAGCUGCCAAAGCGGCACGUCGCUACCUGGAGCAGUUCAAGGGCGCUUCCAAGGCGAACAUGGGAAUGAUAAUGAGACCCCUACCUCCACUGAUGGACCUCCAAGAUCUUAACAUCCGCUUGCCGAUCGCGGCCCUCUGGAGUGAUCGGCAAUGGGUUCCGUUAUUUACCAAGAAUUUCAACAAAGUUGCCAUAGUGUUCCAAGGCGAGCUGCCUUACACACAUGUCAUGAGUUACCUUACAUCGCCUAGCGACCGUCUACACGCACUUACACGACUCCUCGAAAAGUACACCAAGUUUGACUUUGGGAGAGCACGGGGAUAUCCAGAACUCGUGCACUGGCGACUCCAGGACACAAAGCCCAUGGCCAAGAGGAUAUCUAUCGCAUGGGAUUUGCGUCCGUCACAUAGCCAUGGGACACCACUGCCUCUCCGUGGGGGAGGGUUUGGGGAACCCCUGAGUUGCAAAGCGCGAAGCAUGCCGACGACUUACCAACAAAACCCUUCUUCUACUGGCUAUGUAGUGAAGACAGGCUUGUGUUGGAAGUUGGAGUAG